Messenger RNA from Schistosoma rodhaini, 3670 nucleotides. NCBI's taxonomy places the organism in Eukaryota, Metazoa, Platyhelminthes, Trematoda, Strigeidida, Schistosomatidae. The record is from the annotation of a GenBank genome assembly.
ACUUUAUAAUACCGCUGGACAUGAAGUGGUAUGAAAAAAGUCUCACUGAAGCUAUUCAUACUUUAGAAUGGUCAGAGCUUAUCAAUGAUAUCGAAAAACACAUCUACACCAACAAACCAAAAACUAAUCUUUUUGGAAUGACUGAAGAUGAAAUAAGCUUGCUGAUAGAAAAUUUUUCAAGAUCAGUUACUCCAGGUAGCACAUAUCAUGCUAUGCUAGUCAAACUGAAUCAAAUACUUACUAAGAAUUUAUAUAAUUCAGUUGAGCAUUACAUGACAUUAAAGCAACCUACAACAGUGCCAAACAUAGAAACUCAUGGAGAAGCUUUCUUGUGGAAACAAUGGGAUCAGGAAUAUUCACAUCGAUAUUUUAAACUAACUCCAAGUGCAUAUCCGAGUAAAUCUGACUUUAUUACAAUGGAAGCGAAUGAAGCACUAAUUGCAUUGUUUGAAAAACAUCCAGAAUUUCUAAAUAAACUUUCUUCUCGUUAUUUUAAUCAAACAUUUCAAAGCUCUCAUAUUCGAAGGAAACUAUGGAGUAUUAUAUUACUAUCUAGAUGUAAAUCUCAAACAACAAAAUUCGAGCAAAUCAUUCAAACAUUGUCACCUGAUCAAGAUGAACAUAUUAUGGUAGAAUGUAGAAAAUUUUUGAACUCUUGUAUUUCUAUGUCUUCUAUUAAAGAUUCAGUUGGUUGUUUAUAUGCAAUGAAUUAUUUAUUAAAGUUUUAUCUAAUGAUAAUGAACACAAAUGAAAAUAUUAGGCUUCAUUAUAUCAAAAUUGCUUCUAUAUUAGUUUUGGCUAUGAAAGAUUAUUUAUCAAAAAAUCAACCUCCAAAUGUGGAAACUAUUGGUGUACUAACUCAAGAAUUCUUUGUAUUACUUUCAAUAUUACCAUCGUUUAUAACACAAUUGCCAGCAAUCUGGUUUACUCAUCAGUCAUUACAGAAUGUGAUACAACAUGAAAAUUAUAGAAUAAAAGACACAUUUGAAAUGAAUGACAAUCAAAAGAUUAAAUUCAGUCAGAAUGUUUUGAAACAGUUACGAUAUAUUGAUGGUAAUAUAGCCUCUUCUGUUGUGAAACAGGUUUUGUUUGUCAAAGAUAUUGAUACUAUAUCGAAUUUGGCAAAUGAAGAAGACAUUUGUUCAGAAAUCUUCUACACAUUUAUUGAACCAAUAAUUACAUCUAUUUUCAUUGGUUAUUUAUCUCAGUCCACUUUAUUGUAUAUAUGGGAUCAGUUAAUGUUAUGUAUUGUUGGAGCUGAACCAACUGAAUCAAGUUUAUCAUAUAUUUUAAGUUGUUUCACAGCUAUCUUCAUUUUUCUGUGCUGGAUUCGAAUUCCAAGUCAUUCCAUAUCUGAUAUAAACCAUUAUGAACAGAUAAAUACAGUCAGUGAACGAAAAGAAAUAAGUAGGGAAGAAAUUGCUUCAUUAAAUGAACAGUUCCUUAUCAUUGGUCCAGAAUUAGAAAAAGAUGAUUUCCAGUUUUUGAUAAAGAAAUAUUUCAUCAUGGAUAUUUUCUGUCUGUUAACUGGUACACAACAAUAUAACCCUAAUACUUGUCUUUUAUCAAAUGAUGAACUUCUAACAUCAACUGGAUGGUCAUCAACACUACAAAAGUCUUAUCUUAUAGAUCCUAGUAAACGUAAAGAACAAAGAUUAUUACAUUAUGCAGAGUUGGAAAGAUUACGAAAUACUGAAGAUCAUCUAAUGAAAAUGCAACAUCAACUAGAUACUUAUAAAACUAAACUAAAAGAAGCAUCAGAUGAGAUUUCUAAUAGUAAACGUUUACUUAGUCAAUAUGCAACAAAACAAGAUUAUUCACCUAACAAGGUUGAUGAACUUAACGAUCACAAAAUGAAUUCAUCAUCAUUAAAUAAAAUAAAAUGGAAAUCAAAUUUACAUAAACUAACACUUUUAAAAAAUGUGGCACAAAAUUUUGGCGCGAAUACGGAAAAUUCAAAUCCAUUAAAACAAUCGCAAGUUAUACAAACUGAAAAUGAUUGAAUUAUUUUAAAAAAAUUAGAAAAAUGAUUUUUUGAAAUACAGUGAUGUUUUAGCAGUUUAACUAUUUGACUACAUUAUUCUAUUGAAACCUGUUAUAAACUGUAGGAUACUUGUUAUAACGAUAGGGUUUCUUGUUAUAACAGUUCUUUCACUUUUUACACGAAUGUGGGACGUUAAUUUACCUUAGACUACACUAGAUUUCCCACCCAGUGUCUACUCUACAGGACUUCAACACAACUCAGAUCAAGAACACGAGAUUAGCCUGACUAGAACGUCAAUAUGUUUUCACACCAAAAUACGACACGAGGAACAGUCAAUCAAUAACAGUUAAUACAUAAUAAGGAUAGGGGGAUAUAUAUAGCACAUAUAACACCUGUCAUCCUAUCUAAUGUCUGACUCGGAAAAACAACAAUCAUUGUAAUCUUCGCUCACACAUCAAAACCAUACUAACUUGCUAGAUGGUCUACAAGAUGCUAACGAGGAAAUAAUUAUUAAAAUGCUUAAUCUGGAAAAGAUAAACGAAUUUCUCUGUUGUAUCCCAAAGCUAAAUAAAACCAAAUGGUGAUUGAUUGAUAAAUGAGUAUCAAACUAUGUCAUAGUUGAAAUCACGAACUGAUCUUGGCUAGACCAUGAAAGGAAAUUAGGAAGCACAGGAUAGAUGUUUCACCUAAAUGUAAGACUAUUCAGAGAUAAAAAUCUAUGAACCCACUACAGGAAGUCAUAGCUUGGUCUCUCUUGAAAACGUUUUUCAGUGGUUCUCUAGCUGCUAUCAGUUCGUGGUAUAAACUAUGUGAAUUCUUCAAUCUACAUUGUUAGUGGGACAUAGAUUGGAUGUUUCAUGUAUGCAUGUUUUAUGCAUGAUGGUGUUGCUGCUUGCUGAUUAGCUAAUUUUAAACCGACCAGCCCGGGCAUAUUAUUGAAGAGAAAUCUAUAGGCUUCUUAUGCAUAUACUAUAAAUAUAUGAACGUUAUUCAAACUAGUGAUUCCUGUUCACUUAUCAUUAUUUUUUUGAAUACAAUUUCAUUCCUGUUCAACGUGUUCUGAUUUUGGUGGUCUUGUCGAGUGUCAUCGUAUAAGAAUACUAAGCAAUAGGAAUAGCUGGGUCGUUUAUAUAGCAAAACACAUUUAUAACAGUGGCGACGGGGAAAAAGGAAAAUUCAUUCAAAAUGCCGAUAUCAGUCGACCAGCUUAACCGAAUAUUGCAACAACAGCAAGCACAACUUGACGCACAAAUGCGGUUGUUGGAGACUCUGACGCAACAGUUUAGCAUCCAAAACUCGAGUUCACAUGCUAAUUCAAGUACUUUGUGGGGAGUAGUGUAACGUCGUGUACUAUAUUACACCUACAUAGCUUAUUCUAGUUUCUGGACAAGCCAAUUCACCUAUAACGUUAUGAGUCAUAUUUUGAUCAUAUUAAUUAUUCCCUUAUUGACCUUGACUAUUUUUUUUAUAUGAGCGUAUGUGUAUGCACACUUCUUAUCCUACCUAUCACAUGUCUGUCAUUCAUUUUAGUCUGACUAUAAAUGUUGAUUAAUGCUUGCUUAUAACGAGUUGGCUUCACAGCCAUCUCCACUCUGUGUCAUCUUUCCUUCGCUUGCUUACAUUUGCUAAUGUGCUCACUGCCUUCUAGCCCAUGUUAUUUAUCAAUAAAAAUGUAGUUGCUGCUUC